UUACUAAAUUUUUGUAUAACUUUAAAAUUCAGAUAUUCCUAAUGUAAAAUGCAUCGUCUCCUGCAAUGAACCGUCAGAGAAAAAUAAAACAAAGACAAUAGUUUAACUGAUAAAUGCAGUGUCAAUAUAAGUUUAAUUGUGUAGUGAGCGAAAGGGCAUAUCAAAUAACUUUCGACCUUUUCCAAGAACGGAAAAGUGACGGUAAGACCGUCUGACUUUAAAACCAAUUCUUAACUAAUUAAUGUUUUACACUUACUCUGAGCUCAUGUGCAUUAAACUUAAACUUAAACUUCAAUAUUGUGCACGACAGCUGUUUUUUAUUGUUGCUUUGUAUGUAUGCAUCGCACUCGAUAAGCAAAUUUUCUUUCUUAGUUACUGGUUCCUUGGUCAGGAUAUUGUUCCUGCUGCCUAAAUUGAGAAGAAGCAAUACUGUAGCCUUAAUUUACUAGUUUUGCCUACUUCAACUGUGAACAGUAAUAUAUCACGGAUGAGAUUACACUUCAGUUUCAUCAAGCCAUGCAUCUCCAGCUGUUUCUGUUCAUGCGUCUUUAAAAUGUACAUGGUUCAGUGGUUUUAUGAAAAUUUAUGAAAAUACUUCAUUCGGGCAGGUUCUAGAUCGAAUGAAUUUGGACUCUAUGCCAUUACGCAAGUUGUAAAGUCUUUCUUUUUAAUGCGAUGGCCGCUGCUUGUAGUCAGCCUCGUAGUAUUCAUGGUCGUUUAGUGUCUCCACGAUUCACAAGUCUUCAAUACAUUGAUGAAGGCGCCUUUGGUAUGAUAUGUUCAGCAUUUGACAAUCGUAGCUCACGACGAGUUGUUAUCAAAAAAAUUAGCCCGUUUUUCAACGGUUCAAAUGGAUCAAAAGCGCUGACAGAAAUUAUGAUAUUAUCCUGUUUUGAACAUGAAAAUAUUGUGAAUAUUUUGGACAUAGUUGCAGCCCCUACGCUCAGAGAUAUUCAAGAUCUUUAUAUUAUUUUGCCACUUAUGGAAACAGAUUUAAACAAAUUGCUCAAGUCAAGGCAUCUUUCCGGUGAGCAAGUUCGUUUGGUUCUUUAUCAAAUUUUACGGGGUUUGAAGUACAUCCAUUCUGCAAAUGUUAUACAUUUUGAUCUUAGACCAGCCAAUAUCCUCGUGAAUUCUGAUUGUUCUGUUAAAAUAUGUGACUUUGGCCUUUCUCUUAUUAUCACUCCGACGCAGACACAAAGUGAAAAAUAUUUUUAUACUUCGGCAAGGGGCUAUCGAGCUCCAGAAACUAUGCUAGGUACAUCAUUUAUUUCGAAAGCAGUCGACAUUUGGUCUGUCGGUUGUAUUCUUGCCGAAAUGAUUUCCAAUCGCCAGUUCAUCACAGGAAAAAAUGAUUUUGAUGAAUUGAGUAGCAUCAUCAAGAUAGUUGGAUCUCCUUCGUCAGAAGAUCUGCUCUCUAUAACGGAAGAACCAAUCAAACGUCAUAUUCGUUCGUUAGGCCAUAAGUGUAAGGUUCCUCUUUGUCAAAUCUUUCCAAAUGCUGAACAGGUUGCAUUAGAUCUUCUAGACAGAAUGAUUACAUUCAGCCCCAGUGAGCGCAUAGCGAUCAAAGAUGCAUUGUGUCAUAGUUUUCUUCAUCGCUAUCGUGACGAAGGCAAUGAACCUGUAGCCUCAGUUCCAUUAAAUAUCCAGUCAGAGGUCGACCGAUUAACAUCUCGCGAAAUUAGAAAAAAAAUUUACAAUGAAGCGGUAAAAUAUCACACCACAUCAUAAUUUUCUGCUAAUUUUCUAUAUAAUGUAUGUAUAGCCAUUCGAUCAACAUUAAUGUAAUGAAGUUGUUGAUACCACUACACUAAUUAACGUAUUUAUUGAUGAAGAAGUUUCAUUCAACAACGACAAUCUGAUCUAUCCUUUGGUAUGGACAUUGUGUUAACCUUUUCCACUGUAAAACUCGGUUUUCUGUUAAUGUGUGUGAUUGUAUUAGUUAUCUCUAUAAAUAUGAACUUGUGAUACCUUUUGUCACACGUGUACAUAUGUUUAAAAAUAUACAAAAUCAUAUUCAUUA
Molecule: messenger RNA, 2026 nt
Organism: Xenia sp. Carnegie-2017
Lineage: Eukaryota; Metazoa; Cnidaria; Anthozoa; Malacalcyonacea; Xeniidae
Product: mitogen-activated protein kinase 1-like
Exons: 2
Coding region: 676-1734 (352 amino acids)
Biological process (GO): protein phosphorylation; intracellular signal transduction
Cellular component (GO): nucleus; cytoplasm
Molecular function (GO): ATP binding; protein serine/threonine kinase activity
Source: RefSeq, a predicted model, not a curated record